AUGGCCGACGUGGAGCAACUCGUGAGGGGACUGGCUUUGAGCACGGCUCCGACGACCCGAGAAUCGUCCCUUGCCGGACGCCUGGUGCCGCUGUGGGUGAUCCUCGGCCUGGUGUCGCUCGUCGUGCUCGUCAUGCUUCUGGUCAGGUUGUACGCCGAGCUCACGGUGGGAAAGUGCAAGUCAUCGGUGGACAUGUCCGGAAAGACGGUCAUCAUCACCGGUUCCAACACGGGAAUCGGCAAGGAGACGGCGAGGGAGUUGGCCAGGAGGAAUGCCAGAGUGAUCCUGGCAUGCCGAAACCAGGACAAGGCUCGGGACGCUGCCGACGACAUCUUCAAGACCACGGGCAGGCACGUGGUCUGCAUGCAGCUAGACCUGUGCUCCUUUGAUUCAGUGCGGGACUUCGCGAGCAAGGUGAUCGCCUCCGAAGAGCGCCUGGAUGUUCUCAUCAAUAACGCCGGCAUGAUGUCUCCUCCAAACCGCGAGGAGACGAAGGAUGGAUUUGAGGUCACCUUCCAGGCUAAUCACCUCGGGCAUUUUUUACUGACGCACCUUCUACUGGACCUGUUGAAGAGAAGCCAGCCCAGCCGCAUCGUGGUAGUGGGCUCCGUGGGGCAGACGCUGGGCCGGUUGGACAUUAAUGACCUCAGUUUCGGGGAGUACUGGUUCCCGCUUCUCAACUACUGCACCACCAAGCAGUGCAACAUGCUCUUCACCGUCGAGCUCAGUCGGAGACUCCAAGGCACCGGAGUGACCGUGAACUGCUGCCAUCCAGGCUACGUACGGUCGGACAUCGCCAACCGCAGCGAAGAUAUCCAAACCUGGCUCUUCAACCGACUUCUCGACGCCUAUGGCAAGAACGUUAAGCAGGGAUCCGAAACGACCGUUUACCUGGCUGUUUCCGAAGACGUAGAGACCAUCAGCGGUAAGUAUUUUUCGGACUGCAAGAAGUCUUUCGCCGUCCCUUGGGCCACCGACCGGAUCAAGGCAAAACAACUCUGGGAAGAAUCGCUGAAGAUGACCAAGGUCAAAGAAGCGGUGUGA
Ixodes scapularis (black-legged tick) is the source of this 1044-nucleotide messenger RNA. Its product is annotated as retinol dehydrogenase 12-like. The transcript is spliced from 6 exons. NCBI's taxonomy places the organism in Eukaryota, Metazoa, Arthropoda, Arachnida, Ixodida, Ixodidae. The coding region runs from base 1 to 1044 and encodes 347 amino acids. The record is from RefSeq and is a predicted model, not a curated record.